Messenger RNA from Aedes aegypti (yellow fever mosquito), 4555 nucleotides. Its product is annotated as monocarboxylate transporter 14. The coding region runs from base 822 to 3278 and encodes 818 amino acids. Gene Ontology annotation, molecular function: monocarboxylic acid transmembrane transporter activity. The record is from RefSeq and is a predicted model, not a curated record. Gene Ontology annotation, biological process: transmembrane transport; monocarboxylic acid transport. NCBI's taxonomy places the organism in Eukaryota, Metazoa, Arthropoda, Insecta, Diptera, Culicidae. The transcript is spliced from 11 exons.
UCUCCGUCGCGCUGAAAGCUUCAGUCUGAUUCGAGCAGUUCUUUCAAGCAGGUCGAAGUCGGAUCGGCCCUAUUAGUGAAGGCUGGGCAUACUGUAAAGAGAGUGUUGUACGUGUAAACCCAACUACAGUGUACCAUUUCGACUCUAGCCGACCACGCGUAUGUGCAUUGCGGUCUUCUAGUCUUGUCUAUCAAGUUUCCAAUAUCAAGUACACAUUUUUGCAUAAUUAUCGCUUGAAAUGAGCACAAGAUCGUACAAAGCCUGAUUUUGAGCAAGGGUUUCGGACGUUCGGGUGUUCUUUGUGCUACCGCGAAAUCAGAACGCAAUAAUUAGAACAAGUGAAUUACUCAUUGCUUGUGUAAAGAAGUGAAGGAAAAGGACCUAAAUACGACUUUGAAGGUGAAAAUAAAAGUUUUACGUUCGGGAGCCUCUUUGUGCCGCGAGGGAGAUAUCUCAGAGUGUGGGGGAGUGAAGUCAGUUCAUGCGCUCAAUCACGGCGGUUGAUUUUAGUGUGAAAAAUAAACGAAACGGGGAAAAACACACAUCGUGAAACGGAAAAUUUCGGUGAAAAUUGUGUAUGGUUGCUGACCGAGAAUCGGUUCUGAAGCUGUUAGUGUCGGAAGUGAAUAGCAGUGCCAGCCGGAGUUUUCAUCGCAUUUGAGCUCUGGUGCAACCAUGAGUGCCUUCAUAGAACCCUGAAAGUGUUACAUUUGAGAUCAACGGAAUAGUAUUUUACUCUGAUAUUAGCGUAUUGCAAGGUGACGCUGUGCCAAAAUAGUGUAAAAGUGUAGAAUAUUGGGUUUGUCCAAUAGUCAGUCAGGAUGUCCAACAGGAAAGGGCGGAAAGUCGCUAGGACUGAUAGUGAUAUAGCAUGCGAGGAAGCGUCCAGGUUAACGGCCGAUCUACAGGACGAGGCGUCACCUGAGGAUGACGAUGGAAUGUGUGAAUACCAUGAUAUGCCGCCACCACCGGAUGGCGGCUACGGAUGGGUGAUUGUGUUUGCGUCGUUUAUGUGUAACAUGAUAGUGGACGGUAUUGCGUAUACCUUCGGUGUGUUCCUGAAUGAUUUCGUGGAGUACUUUGGCGAAGGCAAGGGUACGGUUGCGUGGGUGGGUAGUUUACUUAGUGGAAUGUACUUAAGUGCUGGUCCAGUGGUGUCUGCCCUGGCGAACAAAUAUGGCUGCCGGGCAGUCUGUAUAGCUGGUAGUGUAAUCUCCUGCGUGGCAUUUGCUCUCAGUACCUUAAGCCCAAAUGUGACCGUGAUGAUGCUGACCUACGGCGUUAUGGGCGGUAUCGGAUUCGGGUUCAUCUAUCUGCCUGCCGUCGUUGCCGUCGGAUAUUACUUUGAAACGAAACGUUCCUUGGCGACGGGCAUCGCUGUCUGUGGCUCCGGAGUGGGAACUUUUGUUUUCGCUCCCCUGGCCAACAUGCUGCUGGCGAAUUUCGACUGGAAAAAUUCCACUCUCAUAUUAGCUGGUCUAAUAUUGAACUGCGCAAUUUUCGGUGCUAUGAUGAGACCCCUCACCUAUCCAAAGGAAGACAAAGUCAAGCCUUUAAUGCAGCGAAUGUACGAGGAAAAACGUAUGCAAAUGGAGCGUGGUUCAAUCGGUGGUUCCUAUUUCAUGGUGCAGUUACCGGACGGUACGAUGGAAAAAAGACUGAAGGCUCCUCUGAAUGCCGAUCCGGGCGUACACUCGAGCUUGGCUCUGGAUCAGCUGGCUGCACAACAGGGUAUGACAGCGGUGGCCACUUUGCCUACCAUCACGGAAGCCAAGGUUCAAGAGCAGAACGGCAACUCCAGCAAUUCUUCAUCCGAGUCCGGCCAGAUCGAGAUCAAGAAACCACUGCAGAGGAAGCGUACCGCCAACUCCGAGUCCGAUGCCAACGAAUAUAACUCUAACAACAUGCCGCGCAAUGCUUCGCAACCUGCUUUCACCAGUAAUCAGUCGGGUAUUCCAAAGAACGGAUCCGUGCCAACUUUUGACCGUGUCCGUAAGCACUCGACAGGUGAAAGAUUUAAGCCAUCCUUAGCUGCAAUUAAAGCAAGCUCUAGAGGUGAUGUUGGUAGUAACGGAGAUGUACGUAAAACUAUGCAUUUAAAACUGUCACGCGGUUCCUUCAUCGGCAGCAAAAAUAAUAACGCUGAAGAUUUUGAUGAUAGUGUCAUGUACACGUCGAAGGCCUCCCUGAAGGCGGAUCGUCCGCAAAUGGUGCGCCCGCUGUCACGUAAGGAUAUCUUCUACUCGGGAUCCGUUACCAACCUGAAGGAGUUCCAGUCGCAGAAGUCGCUCGCCAGCUAUCGCAACUCCGUCAUUUCGUUGACCAAAUUCGAACGCGAGCACAGGGGUGACGUUGUCCGUGAAGAUUUGGAGAAAGGGGCGGAACAGUACGAUCUGUGUCCGUGCCUGGUGCUUCCCGAAUCCUUCAAGAAUGCUAUUGGGGCUAUGAUGGAUGUGAGCUUACUGCGGGAUCCUGUAUUCAUGAUGAUUGCCAUUUCGAACAUUUUUGGCAUGGCGGGGUUGUACGUUCCUUUCGUGUACUUAGUGGACGCAGCUGUUCUUGAUGGAAUUGAGGAAAGCAAAGCCACGUUCCUGAUUUCGAUCAUCGGUAUUACCAACACCUUCGCUAGGAUUUUGUGCGGUUACGUUGCCGAUUUCCCGAAAGUGGACGCCUUGUUUAUGAACAAUAUUUGCCUUGUGAUCUCUACGUUUGCCGUAUCGCUGACACCGUUCUGUCAUAGUUACUACGCAUAUGUUGCGAUGGCAAUUGCAUUUGGAAUAGCAGUUGCUGGCUACAUCUCGUUGACGUCAAUUAUUCUGGUUGAUCUGCUGGGCUUGGAUAAGCUGACGAAUGCCUUCGGUUUGCUGAUUUUGUUCAGAGGAGCUGCCACCAUCGUUGGGUCACCACUGGCUGGAGCACUGUACGACGCGACGCAGACCUAUUCGAUUCCGUUCUUCGUUGCCGGAGGUCUGUUCGGUCUGUCGGCGAUUUUCAGCUUUGCUGCACCAGCAACUAAGAGAUUCCGCAAACAAGAGGAAGCGCCGGUCCACGUGGAGGUGCUGACCCCGAUCGAUGAGGAACCAUCGGAAGACCUGGCCGACGAUGACCAGCCCAUCACAAUACUACCAAAGAUUGUCCAAACCGCACCGAGUCCAUCCACGGAACAACAGCCAAUCACUUCCAAUAUCGCCUCCACAAUCAGCAACGAUGAGCGGCAGAAGCAGAAGCCGGCCAACGGCAACAGCAAGGAAAUUAGUCAGAUGGAAUCCGUACUGUAACCGGCUACGUACUUAGAGUACCCACACACACACGUGAUCAUCUCACACAAAACAAGUAAAACACGAGUUUAUGCGCGCUUGUGCUUACAAUUGUAUAUUUAUGAUAUAGGACGAACGUGUUUUGAUUAUGUUAUAUUUAUUUAAAACAAGGCAAAAUUAUUGAAACAGUGUCAUAAAGUGGAAAAAGUUGUCUGUGAGGAUACCAAUCAGAGUAUAUAAUUAUUAGGAACAACUGAAACAAAUUGCUAGUAAAACUAAGAGCGAUGUGUGAUUCGACUGUGUGUAUUUUUUGUAUGCGUUAUAUAUUUUUACGAUUGUUUAGUUUUGACACAGCUACAAAAUAAUGACCGAAUUAUUAAGGACCUAGUAGAUAUGCAAAGCUAGUUAACGUGAAACAUCCAAAUCUGAAGCCAAUGUUUACAUUAAAACAAAAAAAACUAUAGGGAAACUGAUAAAUUGUGAAACAAGAGUAUUAAUUGGUUCUAGGUGUACAUAGGAAGAGUGAGUGUAUAAAUGAAACAAUAAGAAUGCGUUUUAAGUUUACUCAACGAUAAGGUAUGUCAAAGAUUUACAUCUAUAAGAGCUGUUUUUUUUUCUUUUAAAGAGAGUCGACAAACAACAGAGUCAUUAGAGAAGCAACAUGUAGGAAUGAGCAGCAGGAAUAAUGCUUAUUGAACAAGCAUUCUUUUUUCGGUAGGGUAUAUUAAUUAUUGUAAAACUGUUUUUUGAUAUUAGAAUAACAAGUUAUUGGAAAACCAAACCAAUUCACUUUACCAGUAGCCGCUCUAACGAAUGCUGAACUCUAGCUAGUAUUGCUACCAGUAUAAUGCGCCAAUGAGAAAUUGUGUCAUUUCAUUCGUCGUGUAAACCGUUUGUCUUCAUUGAUUUCAGAAUUGAAUGGUUACCGUUCAUUUAAUUUAAUUGAAUGAAUAAAGAAUAACUCCUUUUUUUAUUGGUACUACUAUGAGUUGUACUUACUGAAACAUAUCAUAUCACCUUUAGUUUGGGAUCUCAAGUCGUACUUCGUAUUCGCGUAUACCAAGACGUGAAAUAAAUCUUUAAUAUUUGAUUUCCUUAUUAAUUAGUUGAAAACUAACACAUUGUUUAAAAUUCCGGUGCAAGCCGUAAUGGCGCGGCGAAUGAUUUGACUAAACCGAAAAACAAAACCCUGAUACUAAAUUGCUGCAAGCAUCCUUGGGAUGAACGAAAAACGCUAAAAUUAUGAAUACAAAUGUUGAAAUUGCGAAGAAAUAACACACAAAGCUACCAUGGAAAAA